Cucurbita pepo subsp. pepo (vegetable marrow) is the source of this 1311-nucleotide messenger RNA. The record is from RefSeq and is a predicted model, not a curated record. NCBI's taxonomy places the organism in Eukaryota, Viridiplantae, Streptophyta, Magnoliopsida, Cucurbitales, Cucurbitaceae.
UGGCCCUCAAGAGGGGUGGAUUGUGAGACCCCACAUCGACAGUAAGGCUCAAAAUAAUAUAAUAAAAUAAUAAAUGGUCUUUGCUCGAAGUUUUUGUAGCCCCAAAUGCAACUUUUGAUCAAAUCAUAAUAUAUUCUCAAGUGAUAUGACCUCUAAAUAAGAACAAUUAAGAUAUUCAUAGUAGUUUAUUACUCAACAGUAUCUCUAAUUCAUGGUUGCUAGGUAGGAUCUGUCAGUAACGAUAGUUAGGCUCAAAAUAAUGACAACUGCUGGCAAAGACCAGAAGAUAUGAGAUAUACGAGACCUGUUUCGGAGUGUGAUGCCUGGGCUUCAGAUCUCGCUGGAGAGGUUGUCGCAGCGUUAUCGGCUGCAUCGUUAGUAUUCAAAGAAGAUAACAACUAUUCAGGAGAAUUAGCAAAAGCUGCAGAGAAAUUGUUUGAGCAAGUGACUAAAUUAGACCCAAGUGAGCAAGGAACUUAUACCUUAGUUGAUUCAUGUGGAGGAGAAGCAAGAAACUUCUACAACUCAUCAGGUUUCAUGGAUGAAUUGAUAUGGGCAGGAACUUGGUUGUUCUUUGCAACCGGAAACGCUUCAUAUCUUGCAUAUUCUACUGAUUCUGUCUGGUUUCAGUUAGCACGGACCGAGGUAGCAAGUAUUGACCAAGGGAUUUUCGAUUGGAACAAUAAGUUCAGUGCAACAGCGGUAACUUGAAUCGAAGUCUUAUUUGAAUUUCUAAUAAAAGAUGGAAGGUUUACACUGCUACUCUUUCAAUAGGAACUAUUGACACGCCUUCUCUAUUUUCAUGACAUUGGCUACCGUACGAAUAUGCCCUAUGAGCAUCGUCAAACAUGACAGAGAUCCUCAUGUGUUCUUAUCUCAUUCAGCAACACUUCAACAGGACACCAGGUAAAACAUCUGUUCGGAUCUCAUAGAUCGUAUAAACUUACCAUCCAUAGAAAUAAUAUGCGUAGGUUUGUUUCCAGUAAUACGCUAUUCUUUCAAUCAUGAAUAUAGGUGGACUGAUCCUCCUAAGGCCUGAUGAUGGAGCACCACUACAGUUUGCUGCAACAGCAUCAUUCCUCAGUAAAUUGUACAGUGAUUAUCUUGAUCUCUUGGGAGCAUCUUAUAUGAGUUGCAUUUUUGCCAAUCCUGGCUUUUCUCUGGAAAAGUUGAAGGCCUUCUCCAGGUCUCAGGCAAGUGCAGAACUAUUUUCUUCGUCUUCUAUAUCCAAAAAAAUGUAGAUUGUACCAACAUUCCCCGAAAUCAUCUGUAACAGCCCAAGCCCAAGCUCAAGCCCACCGCUAGUAGAUA